UAUAGAAAUGAGGUUGUGUUCCUGACCUUCCCAAAAUAAUGCAAUUAUUUGAAAUUAAGACUCAAUUUGUGUCUUUUAUUCAUAGAUGACAUAUGAGUUCAUUCAUAAAAUAUGGAAGAACUCAGCCCAUGGAUGGAUUUGGCUGAGCUACCAGCAGAUCCUCCAGAAAUGAGACAAGUCUGUGCUGAAUGUGGCAGGCCAAGUGUUGUAUGUUGGUGCAGUAGCUUGCCUGAAGUUCCCCUAAAAAUAAAGUCAAGAGUGAUUAUCCUUCAACAUCCUGCUGAAGAAAAACGAUGUUUAAGAACUGCACCUAUGCUUCAGAGGGGACUUGCUGAAGGAAAAUGCUUAGUAUUCAGAGGAAAAAAGUUUCCUCAGAAUAAGCAUGAAGGACUAGCAGAUAUUUUGAGAAUGUCAAAUACGAUACUUUUGUACCCAUCAAAAGAUGCUGUUGAUUUGGAAACUGUGCCAAAAGUUGAUUCUGAAGAAAAUGGCUACAAUAUUGUUAUUAUAGAUGGAACUUGGCCACAAGCAAAGGGCAUUUAUAAUAAUGCUCCUAUUCUGCAUGGUAUAAAGCAGGUGAAGCUGCUUGUAAAAAAUAAAAGCGAGUAUGUGAUACGAAGUCAACCAACUGAUGGUUGUUUGUCGACUCUGGAAACUGCAACAGAGGCACUUUCUGUACUUGAGUCUGUUGAUUAUAGGUCAACAUUGCUUCAGCCUUUAAGAGCACUUUGCUGUUAUCAAUUGAAUCAUGGAGCUGUAAUUCAUGACAGCACUGAUUUUAGGAUAAAAACUAACACUUAUCCUCGAAGAUUAGGAAAAAGAUUGAAUAAAUUUCUUAAGGAAUUUAAUUAGAAGUUAAGAAUAAUUGUCAACAAUUGGCGAAAACGGUUUUCUAUUUUGAAGAUUUUUAUGUUUUAUUUUUUAUCAACUAUUUGAUAUUUUAUCACCACAUUUUUUCCUAUUCUUAUAGGUUUAAAGGAAAAAAAUAACACAUUUUUGCUAGUCAUUUACUUUUAAUCCAAGACCAAUUUGGAUGGUUAUCAAUUUUGUGAUUUUUUUAUAUGAUUAUAGAAGAUCAAUUGUGCAAAACAAAACAUUGAUCAUCUCAAAUCAUUUU
Molecule: messenger RNA, 1117 nt
Organism: Nezara viridula (southern green stink bug)
Lineage: Eukaryota; Metazoa; Arthropoda; Insecta; Hemiptera; Pentatomidae
Source: the annotation of a GenBank genome assembly